CACCGAAGUUUCCAAAUUCAGACUUCCAAGGACGACGAUGAACAUGAACUGGUCAGGAGGAGACUGGAUGUGUGGUGUGUGUGAACAUGUGAACUUCAAAAAGAGGGAAGCUUGUCAACGAUGUGGGUACCCGAAAUACGGUGGUCCAGACCCAUCAACGUACGAGUUUAACAAAACAGAAGUGUUAGCAGGAGAUUGGUAUUGUCAUUGUGGAGCUCACAACUAUGCCAGUCGAUCAAGUUGUUACAGAUGUAAUGCAUAUAAGAGUGCUGAUAUUUGUGCUUUGCCCGGUUGGAAAUCUGGAGAUUGGAUCUGUAAUAGAAUAGGAUGCGAAACACACAAUUAUGCUAGUAGGAUGGAAUGCUAUAAAUGCAAAACUCCGAGGAAUUUCGGUGGAGCGGUUUGAAUUUUUGAAGAACUCUUAGUGGAGCUAUUAUUUGGCCAACAUACAAGCUUCUAGCAUCUGAUUCCCUCCAAUUUGCUUCUUUUUUUCCACUUUCUUUCAUGAAAAAGCUAAAAAAAUUCUGUUUCUUAAUCUCAAUUUAGAGCUAAUUAAUUAGAAUUAUCUCUACAUCGUUCAA
This is a messenger RNA of Cucurbita moschata (crookneck pumpkin), 581 nucleotides long. Its product is annotated as zinc finger Ran-binding domain-containing protein 2-like. Gene Ontology annotation, molecular function: mRNA binding. The transcript has 4 exons. The record is from RefSeq and is a predicted model, not a curated record. NCBI's taxonomy places the organism in Eukaryota, Viridiplantae, Streptophyta, Magnoliopsida, Cucurbitales, Cucurbitaceae. Gene Ontology annotation, cellular component: cytoplasm. Bases 38 to 406 code for a protein of 122 amino acids.